This is a messenger RNA of Erythranthe guttata (spotted monkey flower), 634 nucleotides long. The record is from RefSeq and is a predicted model, not a curated record. Lineage: Eukaryota; Viridiplantae; Streptophyta; Magnoliopsida; Lamiales; Phrymaceae.
AUAAACGAACGAAAAAAUAGUAAUUAAUUGACGAAUCGUGCAGGACUGUAAUGCAAAGCUAUGCGAUUUUGCUCAGAUGAUUGGUGGAAUUCUCCCCGAUACGGGAAUAUGUUCGUGCCCUAGUGCCGUGGGAUGCUAUGGCUACAUUGAUAUUGGUGCACACAGUGAAGAUGAAUGCUCGAACAAACAAGACGUGUUUGCGUUCGGGGUGAUACUUCUAAGUUUGAUAUCAAAGAGAGUUUACACGGACGAAGACAGGCAAUCUGGUUUACCAACUGUUUACGAAUGGGCUUCAGGACAAUGCCAAGCGUUUGAAUCGUACAGUGAAAUGAGAGAUGCAAAGCUUUCGCUUGUGCAUAAAAGUAUGGCGGCUGAAAGCGAAUUUUGUGGUGAAGAUGGGCACAAGGUUACUAUGAUUGCGUUAGAAUGUGUUAAUAGAGUCCAAUCGGAAAGGCCUAAAAUGAAGCAAGUUUUUAGAGCUUUGCGCAAACUCGAAGUCGUUAAGAAGAAUGCUGACUUCAUCGGAGCAAACAACAAACUGCUGCUUCGGCCCUGUGAAAAUACUAAAAAUAGCUGUUGAUUUGUUAUUCAAACAGUAAUCUAUAUCUAUAUAAUAUAUAAAUUGAAACCCUCA